AAAAUCAAAGGUUUCCACCUGCCCGCCACAGCAUGAGCAUCCCUGGCACGACCGUCGUCCUCGGCUACUGCGACUUGGCCGCGGCCGGCGCGCGCCUUCUUCAUCACAUCUACGUGCAAGACGCUGCGCUGCUUGAGAGCUCGCUGACCGUCUUGGGCCUCACCGUGGCCAUCCGCACGUAUGCCGAGACCAGCGUGAGCUUCGUCGUUGUCCGUGAUCCGGUGCCCGACGCGCUCUGCACGGCCUUUGCCGCUGAGCUCACGGACCUCCUCGUCGGCAAGCGCGUCGUGCUCCUCACGGCGCCCAACGUACCGCUCUCGAGCGCGGACGAGCGUUUUGUGUUUUGGACUCAGUACCACGCAACAGCACCGCUGAGCGGCCUCUCGUCGGCGCUUUUUCGCCCGAUUCCGCUGGCCAAAUGGACGCUCAAGGACGCCUUCCUCUGUGCGUGCUUGCACUUCUUCCAGGUGGAGGCGCUGCCGCUGACCGUGCUCCUCGUCCGCGGCUACAAGUACACGGGCCGCGCUACGGACGGCUCGGCCGAGGCGAUUGCCAAGCUUGGCGAAGCGCUGCCUUCUGUGCUCCAGGCGCUUGACAUGCCGACUGCAUUUGAAGUCGAUGUCAAGUCGGCGAGCGUCAUGAAGAUGCUUUCGAUGCACCAAGCCGCGCGUGGCGAGUCAAGCGUCCUCUACAACUAAUGCAACGACCCUUGCUUUGAUCGCUUC
Molecule: messenger RNA, 725 nt
Organism: Saprolegnia diclina VS20
Lineage: Eukaryota; Oomycota; Saprolegniomycetes; Saprolegniales; Saprolegniaceae
Exons: 2
Coding region: 33-698 (221 amino acids)
Source: RefSeq, a predicted model, not a curated record